AUGAAUGAUAUAAUUUUUAAUAUUAAUGGUAAAUUGAGCCAAUAGUGUUGUAUAUUUUAAGAAGAGUUGCAAGAAUUACUUGAAACAAUGUUAAAAGAUGGUAAUGUUUUUCAGAACGCCAGAUAUUAUGAAAACUCAAAAUAUAGUCUUACUUUAAGAGCUUAAAAUGUUAAAUAAAAAAAAUUGUGUGCUAUUUAAAUAUUUUACUUUCCUUUUGUAGACAAUUUAAGUACCCUAAAUGAGAAUUAACUGAAAGGAGAUCUACCAUUUAAGUUUAUACUUUCGUAAAGUAUUUUUAAGAAGUUUCUGAUAAAUGAGUAUACAUUUGAUAUAUAUGAAACUAUGAGGUAGUCUUAUAGAUUUUAAGAUCUAGAACAAAAUUAAAAUAACAAAGUAAAACAUUUGAAAGAUGCAUUCAAAGACUACUUUGAGUUAAAAUAUGAGUUUGGAAACGAUGUAGGGAAUGGAAUUUAACAAUCAAUAAGCAGCUGUACAAAUCUAAUUAGUUUGAAUAUGACCAUUUAGAUAAAAAAUAAUAGCUAUAAACUAAGUAUGAGAGGUUUAUGCAAAGGUAUAACAGAAUGCAAGAAUAUAUCAACUCUUAUUUUAAAUUUAAUAUUUUGUGGAGUAGAUGGUGAAGGAGCUAUUUAAAUCGGUAAUACCAUAGGAAAAUGUUCUAAUUUGCAAAACUUUUAGCUUAAUUUAGAUGGAAGCCAGAUAGGUUAAGAUGGCGUAAUAGGUUUAGCAGAAGGAAUUUCUUAUUGCUAAAAUUUAUUUUGCUUGGUUUUAAGUUUGAACUUUUGCUACAUUUAAGGUGAAGAACUGCAAAUAUUACUUUAAAAAAUUCAGAUGUGCCCUUUAAUUUCAAAGUUAGAAUUACAUUUAUCAGAAAAUGAACUGAACUAUGAAGAUUUGACUGAUAUCUCUAGUUAAUUUAGUUAAUUUAGCUAUCUGUAUUAGCUAACUCUUUCAUUUAACUUCUUGAUUAUGAUGCCAGAUACUAUUUUAAAAAUUGCUAAUGAUAUUUCAUAAUGCUAAAAUCUGCAAUAUUUGUCUUUAAAUUUAAAAAAUUGUGAAUUAAAUGAGGAUAUAGCUGGAAUGUUAGGUGAUGGUUUGAGCAAGUGCCAAUUACUAAAAUCUUUGAAUUUAAAUUUACUAGGAAACGAAAGCAUAUAAACAGAAGGAGUGCUUAAGCUUCUUGAUGGAAUAAUAAAUUGCUAAAAUAUUAACAAUCUCUCAAUUAAUUUAUUUAAUUGCUUCUUCAGUUGUUUGGAUUAAUUUAUUGGGAGAAAAAUUCGGAAGAUGUCAAACCUAAAAUAGCUUUAAUUGCUGACCAACAGCUUAGUUUAAGCUAAGACAAUUAAUCAUAUAAGGAAAGCAUUAAGAUUAGUUAAUUUUAUUAGAUAAUGA
Tetrahymena thermophila SB210 is the source of this 1410-nucleotide messenger RNA. Its product is annotated as kinase domain protein, putative. Lineage: Eukaryota; Ciliophora; Oligohymenophorea; Hymenostomatida; Tetrahymenidae. The record is from RefSeq and is a predicted model, not a curated record. The transcript has 15 exons.